AUGAAUGAAGUAUGUGGAGUGUGUGGAGGAAAGAUAAUUGUGAAGUAUGAAAGUGAAUGUGGGCAUGUGUUUUGCUACUUGUGUAUCAAGAAAGAGCUGAAAAUACGAGGAGUAUGCCCUGUAUGUGGCAAAGGGCCUUAUGAAAUGAGUAACAUGAUGAUUGUUGAUGGGUUUAAGAGAUGUGUAAGACAUGAGCUUAAGAGAGAAGGAGGCGAUAAAUUUGUUCUGAAGGCUUGCAAGCUGAAGAAAUAUGCAAGAGAAGUGUGUGGAAAGAAGCUUGAUAUUGAAUGA
Messenger RNA from Ordospora colligata OC4, 291 nucleotides. RefSeq names its product RING-finger-containing E3 ubiquitin ligase. NCBI's taxonomy places the organism in Eukaryota, Fungi, Microsporidia, Ordosporidae. The transcript has a single exon. Bases 1 to 291 code for a protein of 96 amino acids. The record is from RefSeq and is a predicted model, not a curated record.